This is a messenger RNA of Exserohilum turcica Et28A, 1068 nucleotides long. RefSeq lists its product as uncharacterized. Lineage: Eukaryota; Fungi; Ascomycota; Dothideomycetes; Pleosporales; Pleosporaceae. The coding region runs from base 1 to 1068 and encodes 355 amino acids. The record is from RefSeq and is a predicted model, not a curated record. Gene Ontology annotation, biological process: protein import into mitochondrial intermembrane space. Gene Ontology annotation, cellular component: mitochondrial intermembrane space. Gene Ontology annotation, molecular function: protein-disulfide reductase activity. The transcript is spliced from 3 exons.
AUGUUCCGAGCAGCCCCCCGAUUAAUUGCGCGUCCAGCGCUACGCACCGCGUCACUGCGCCCCAUCGCACCCGCCAGGCGGUACAUCAGCACAGCUCCGCCAUCACAAAAGUCGAGAAGUUUCAAGAGCUUGGUUGCGCGGAUGUGUUCGCGGAAGAGCCUAGGCGUAUGUUUGAAGUUGGAAAGACUUGUUGGGAUCAAAGAGCUGACGAGGGUUCUAGAACUUGUCCAGCCACUCCCGGAAACCGAAGUCGAAUCUGAGCAUCUCCCCACUAUCGAGUCCAUUGCCGAGGAACGCAAGAGAAGGCAGGCAGUACAAGAGCAGCUAGAAAUUCAGAAACAGAAGGAAGCAGAAAACGCACAGCAGAAUGCCGAGCAGGGCGGUAUAGAGGGACUAGAAGAAGAGGCGGACCAGCAGGGCGCUUUCAACCCCGAGACCGGCGAGAUCAAUUGGGACUGUCCUUGCUUAGGAGGCAUGGCUCAUGGCCCUUGUGGUGACCAGUUCAAGGCUGCAUUCAGCUGCUUUGUCUAUUCCAAGGAGGAACCAAAGGGCAUGGAUUGUAUCGACAAGUUCAAGGAUAUGCAGAAUUGCUUCCGUGAAUACCCCGAAAUCUAUGGCUCAGAACUUGAUGCCGAUGCUGAUGACGAUGCUGAUGAGGAGACGGCUAUCGCUCCAGCAUCCGCUGAGACACCAAGCCAGUCUUCCAACGCUUUCGCCCAUCAAGCAGACUCGGCACCCAAGGCUACGCCAAGCGACUACUCUGCAUCGGCUCAAGGCAAGGUUUCUGGCGAGCCCAAGUCGAAGCCACAAAUUCCAGACGGCGGCCUUGUACCCGAAGAAUACAAACCCGCGAGGACACAUAACCCCGUUUUUGACGCCAGGGACGACAUGAGCAGCGUGGAGAGCGAGAAGAGCAAGCAGACGCCAAAGGGCUCAAGCGAUACCGAACGAGCAAAGAAGGCCGAUGCCCAGGUCAAGAGCCAAGAACCAGUCAGUGAGAGCAAGAAGAUUGUGCCCAAGGCCAGCCACGAUGCUGGUGAACAAGGUACUGCGAAGCUUUCGAGGUAG